This is a messenger RNA of Symphalangus syndactylus (siamang), 5195 nucleotides long. RefSeq names its product calsyntenin 1 (gene CLSTN1). Gene Ontology annotation, biological process: homophilic cell-cell adhesion; positive regulation of synapse assembly; positive regulation of synaptic transmission. Gene Ontology annotation, cellular component: postsynaptic membrane; cell surface. Gene Ontology annotation, molecular function: calcium ion binding. NCBI's taxonomy places the organism in Eukaryota, Metazoa, Chordata, Mammalia, Primates, Hylobatidae. The record is from RefSeq and is a predicted model, not a curated record.
CGUCUCCUGAACCCCCUUUCGUGACCCCUCUCAUCACCUCUACUGGGGAGACGAGGACCCCGAGGUUCUGGGGGGCGACGCGACCUGCCCGAAGUGACAAGGGUCCUGGGCUGCACUCCCCGCCGGGGUCUGCGCUCCUCGGCGGAGCGGGUGGGAAGGAUGAGUCCUCGGGGUGGAGAAGGAGGAGCGGGUCCCCGGGUACCGCUCACCCGGCCUUAGGAGCCCGGGAGCGCGCGUAGGGACGCGGAGUUGAGGCUCUCCAUCUGCGGCCGGGGAAAGGGAUACAGUCCCCCGGGCCCCUCCCGGCCGCGCGGAACCCACCCCAGGCGCGUCCCCGCGGGCGCGCGCUCCAGGCGGGGCCGACGGGCUCGGAGGCACGCGCCCGCUGCCGGGUCCGCCGCGCGCGCUCCCUCCUCUCCCCUCCCCCGCCCCUCCCGGGCCCGCGCGCUCCCCGGGUCCGCCGCGCGCGCGCCUCGCGUCACUCCCCAUCCCCGCCUCUCCCGCCGCCACCCCGCCCCCGGCCGGGUACCCUCGCCGGACCCGAGAGAGAGCGCCGCCGCCAUCUUAGUUGCUGCCGCUGCCUCCAGCAAGGCGCUGCUCCGAGGCGGGGAGGGCGCCGCGUCCCGAGCGCGCGGCCCAGCGUCACGGCGGCGGCGGCGGCGGCUCCUCCUUGGACCCCCGGAGCUCGCCGCGCCGCGGAGCAGCCGGCCCCAGGCCCCUAGAGCCCCGAGAGCUCCGAGAGCUCCGCUCGGCGUCCCGCGCGCCUCCCUGCCGCUCCCGCCCCGGGCUGGCGAUGCUGCGCCGCCCCGCGCCCGCGCUGGCCCCGGUCGCCCGGCUGCUGCUGGCCGGGCUGCUGUGCGGCGGCGGGGUCUGGGCCGCGCGAGUUAACAAGCACAAGCCCUGGCUGGAGCCCACCUACCACGGCAUAGUCACAGAGAAUGACAACACGGUGCUCCUCGACCCCCCGCUGAUCGCACUGGACAAAGAUGCGCCUCUGCGAUUUGCAGGUGAGAUUUGUGGAUUUAAAAUUCACGGGCAGAAUGUCCCCUUUGAUGCAGUGGUAGUGGAUAAAUCCACUGGUGAGGGAGUCAUUCGCUCCAAAGAAAAACUGGACUGUGAGCUGCAGAAAGACUAUUCAUUCACCAUCCAGGCCUAUGAUUGUGGGAAGGGACCUGAUGGCACCAACGUGAAAAAGUCUCAUAAAGCAACUGUCCAUAUUCAGGUGAACGACGUGAACGAGUACGCGCCCGUGUUCAAGGAGAAGUCCUACAAAGCCACGGUCAUCGAGGGGAAGCAGUACGACAGCAUUUUGAGGGUGGAGGCCGUGGAUGCCGACUGCUCCCCUCAGUUCAGCCAGAUUUGCAGCUACGAAAUCAUCACUCCAGACGUGCCCUUUACUGUCGACAAAGAUGGUUAUAUAAAAAACACAGAGAAAUUAAACUACGGGAAAGAACAUCAGUAUAAGCUGACCGUCACUGCCUAUGACUGUGGGAAGAAAAGAGCCACAGAAGAUGUUUUGGUGAAGAUCAGCAUUAAGCCCACCUGCACCCCUGGGUGGCAAGGAUGGAACAACAGGAUUGAGUAUGAGCCGGGUACAGGCGCGUUGGCCGUCUUCCCAAAUAUCCACCUGGAGACAUGUGACGAGCCAGUCGCCUCAGUACAGGCCACAGUGGAGCUAGAAACCAGCCACAUAGGGAAAGGCUGCGACCGAGACACCUACUCGGAGAAGUCCCUCCACCGGCUCUGUGGUGCGGCCGCGGGCACUGCCGAGCUGCUGCCAUCCCCGAGUGGCUCCCUCAACUGGACCGUGGGCCUGCCCACCGACAAUGGCCAUGACAGUGACCAGGUGUUUGAGUUCAACGGCACCCAGGCAGUGAGGAUCCCAGAUGGCAUCGUGUCGGUCAGCCCCAAAGAGCCGUUCACCAUCUCCGUGUGGAUGAGACAUGGGCCAUUCGGCAGGAAGAAGGAGACAAUUCUUUGCAGUUCUGAUAAAACAGAUAUGAAUCGGCACCACUACUCACUCUACGUCCACGGGUGCCGGCUGAUCUUCCUCCUCCGUCAGGAUCCUUCUGAGGAGAAGAAAUACAGACCUGCAGAGUUCCACUGGAAGUUGAAUCAGGUCUGUGAUGAGGAAUGGCACCACUACGUCCUCAAUGUGGAAUUCCCGAGCGUGACUCUCUAUGUGGAUGGCACAUCCCACGAGCCCUUCUCUGUGACUGAGGAUUACCCGCUCCAUCCAUCCAAGAUAGAAACUCAGCUCGUGGUGGGGGCUUGCUGGCAAGAGUUUUCAGGAGUUGAAAAUGACAAUGAAACUGAGCCUGUGACUGUGGCCUCUGCAGGUGGCGACCUGCACAUGACCCAGUUUUUCCGAGGCAAUCUGGCUGGCUUAACUCUCCGUUCUGGGAAACUCGCGGAUAAGAAGGUGAUCGACUGUCUGUAUACCUGCAAGGAGGGGCUGGACCUGCAGGUCCCCGAAGACAGUGGCAGAGGCGUGCAGAUCCAAGCACACCCCAGCCAGUUGGUAUUGACCUUGGAGGGAGAAGACCUUGGGGAAUUGGAUAAGGCCAUGCAGCACAUCUCGUACCUGAACUCCCGGCAGUUCCCCACGCCCGGAAUUCGCAGACUCAAAAUCACCAGCACAAUCAAGUGUUUUAACGAGGCCACCUGCAUUUCGGUCCCCCCGGUAGAUGGCUACGUGAUGGUUUUACAGCCUGAGGAGCCCAAGAUCAGCCUGAGCGGUGUCCACCAUUUUGCCCGAGCAGCUUCUGAAUUUGAAAGCUCAGAAGGAGUGUUCCUUUUCCCUGAGCUUCGCAUCAUCAGCACCAUCACGAGAGAAGUGGAGCCUGAAGGGGACGGGGCUGAGGACCCCACAGUUCAAGAAUCACUAGUGUCCGAGGAGAUCGUGCAUGACCUGGAUACCUGUGAGGUCACGGUGGAGGGAGAGGAGCUGAACCACGAGCAGGAGAGCCUAGAGGUGGACAUGGCCCGCCUGCAGCAGAAGGGCAUCGAAGUGAGCAGCUCUGAGCUGGGCAUGACCUUCACAGGUGUGGACACCAUGGCCAGCUACGAGGAGGUUUUGCACCUGCUGCGCUACCGGAACUGGCACGCCAGGUCCUUGCUUGACCGGAAGUUUAAGCUCAUCUGCUCGGAGCUGAAUGGCCGCUACAUCAGCAACGAAUUUAAGGUGGAGGUGAAUGUAAUCCACACGGCCAACCCCAUGGAACACGCCAACCACAUGGCUGCCCAGCCACAGUUCGUGCACCCGGAACACCGCUCCUUUGUUGACCUGUCAGGCCACAACCUGGCCAACCCCCACCCGUUUGCAGUCAUCCCCAGCACUGCGACCGUUGUGAUUGUGGUGUGCGUCAGCUUCCUGGUGUUCAUGAUUAUCCUGGGGGUAUUUCGGAUCCGGGCUGCACAUCAGCGGACCAUGCGGGAUCAGGACGCGGGGAAGGAGAACGAGAUGGACUGGGACGACUCCGCCCUGACCAUCACCGUCAACCCCAUGGAGACCUACGAGGACCAGCACAGCAGUGAGGAGGAGGAGGAAGAGGAGGAGGAAGAGGAGAGUGAGGACGGCGAGGAAGAAGAUGACAUCACCAGCGCAGACUCAGAGAGCAGCGAGGAGGAGGAGGGGGAGCAGGGCGACCCCCAGAACGCAACCCGGCAGCAGCAGCUGGAGUGGGAUGACUCCACCCUCAGCUACUGACCUGCGCCCCCGGCCGCCUCGGUUUCUGCUUUCAAAGACUGCUGCCAUCCGUUCUCCCAGUCCCAAGGGUCCACGAUGUACAAAGUCAUUUCGGCCAGUAGGUGUGCAGACCCCUCCCCGCCACGAUCGUCGCCGUGCUUGGUGUGUAGGACCCUAGGCUCCCCGCCCGCCUUCUGCCUGGUCACUCUCCUCAGUCCCACGAGGAGCUGACACGUCCUCUCUGGCCGCCAUCCAGCUCGCACAGGGGCCUCGCAGCGCCUCAGGCCCCACAUUUGUGUCUGGAGUCUCCCCCUGGGGAGAGGACGCUGGCCCCUCGCACUCCAGAAAAGCCAUGCCAGCUGGACUCGUUGACAAAGGGUAAAACAUGCUCACUCUCACCCGGUAAUCAUUUUUUUCUUUUUUUAAAAAAAGUUUUUAUUUUUUCCAAACUAGUGCAUGUAUAAAUAAUGGCAGGAUGGGGGGGUACUGUGUAGAUGAUUAACUGACUUUUUAAUAUUUUGUAAAUAAAUCGGAUUCCUUGUGUCCUUUGUGCUAGUGUAACCGGGGACUGGAAUGUAAAGUGAAGUUCAGAGCUCUGAGCACGGGCUCUUCCCGUCGGGCCCUCCCUCCCCAGACCCCAGAGGGAGAGGCCCACCCUGCCCAGCCCUGCCCCAGGCCCUGCUCAGGUCUGAGUGUGGCCGGGAGUCGGGGGCCACGGGCCUUUAGCUGUGCUGCUCAAGAGACUGGAUCAGGGACCGCUCUUUGGUAGCUACAAGUAGCCGGGCCUUGCCUUUGGGAUUCUACCUGUUCCUAAUGGUGUGGGGUGUGGGGUCCCCGGCCCCUUUUCCACGCUCCUCCUCCGACAGCAGCUCCCUGGGCAGUGGCCUGGUCUCACCGUGUGCAGCCUUGUGGUUUAUGCUUAGAUGUACGUUUUCCUGCUGGUAAAAGGAGAAACUGACAGGUGUCCUGCAGACCAGCUGACCACUCCCUUCGGAGACGGCAGGAGGCUUGAGCAAUCCAUACUCAGAACGUCCAGCAGAGACCCGUGGCCCGAAGUCAAAGUGCUGGAAUUUUCCAAAACAGCCUGUUCUCUCCUCUCUCCUCCCCAGAGCCCCCCUGCCAUCAGGGGGGUUGAAAUUCCUCCCCUCCAGGAGCCCUGCUGCUUUGCUUGGUGGUAGGGUAGAAGGAGAGCAGUCAUGGUCUAAAACCCACAUAGCACUUUGCUCUUAGUUACAUGUAAAAUUUUAGACUUCUAAAACGGGUGGGCAAUCAUUUUGAAUACUGUUCUGUGACCCUGACUGCCAGUUCUGAGGACACUGGUGGCUGUGCCAUGUGUGGCCAUCCUCCAUGUCCCGUCCCUGUAGCUGCUCCGUUUAGACAGCGGACAGACACUCACGCCCAGGGGAUGUCCUCACGCUGUCGCUGCGCGGUUUCCCUUCGCAGAUGUGUAUACUGAUGAUAGGUCAGAAAGUGUAUCCGCUACAAUAAAGUUCUGGUUCUAACUCCA